UUCAAUAUUCAUCCAGAUGCAGUCCAAGAUGGAUACGGAAACGGGCGAGAUGAUAGUCAAAAGAGUCAGUGUUCCGAUAGGACUAGAGGAGCUCAUGGAAGGGUUAGUAAAAGAAGUUCUCCUAAAGAAACCUGAUGACAUCUAUCUUUUCGCAGCCCGAUAUUUUGCUCACCUACUUAGCAAUAGGGAUAAAAGUCAGAUUCCACAUUGCAAAGCGAAAACUUUAAGAAGUGUCCAAACUCUAAAGGAUAAACCCGAGCCAGUGAAGUCCUUCAGAACCUCGAAAUUAUCCAAGCAAUUAAGCAUCAGAGAGGAUCCUUUAGAAUCGCCCAUCGUUUCCCAAAAACCGAAAAUGUAUCACAGAAACGAGCUGAAAUACAAAAGGAGACACACUGGACCACCAACAAAUUUAGACAACAACCAAAAAGUCGACAUUCGAAGAAAAUAUGCAAGAAGUGUAUCUACUGAGAAACAGAGACCUCUACUUCCUUUAGUAGAGUCAAACAAUAAUAAAAAUAAUAUUAAAACAAGCAAAGAUUUAUCUAGACGAGGUAAUAAUAAUAUAACUGAAAAGCUCAUGAAAACUAGUGCAGUUAAUGAAAAAGAAGACGAAAACAUUAAUAACAACAACAAUAGUGAGACUAUAAAAGAUACAGAAGAUAAGUCUAGUUUAAAAAUUACCGAGGAAGAUACAUACGCAUCAGAAAUAAAUUCAGAAAGAAGUGAAAAAAGCAUAUCAGAUAAUACAGAAAUUACCGAAAGCAUUAUUAAAGAAGAUCAGAAAGAUGAAGACAAGUCUGCAGAAAGCAAUCUGAUUUUCUCAGAAAGUGAUGAAAAGCCAAAAGAUACAAACGAGAAAAUAUUUAAAAUAGAAGAAGACACUCAAAAAGAUUUUGAUACAAAAAUUAAUAGUCCAACUAAGCAGGUAGAAAGAUUGGAAGUACUUGAGAAGGAGUGCAUAACUACACAUACUGAGAGUAAAAAUACAAGUGAAAUAGAAGAAGAUACACAAAGAGCUUUUGUUACAAAAAUUGAUAGUCCAACUAAGCAGGAGGAAAAAUCGGAGGUAAAUGAAAAUGAGGGCCUCGUUACACAUAUUGAGAGCAAGAAUACAACAAAUGAAAUAAAUAAUUCUUCCAGUACUACCGAUCAGCCAACUUUUACCAUAGAAAAAGAAUAUAUCCAAAAUGAAAAUGAAAUGCAGGAAAAGCUGACGUCUUCUAGAACUAUCAAUGAUGAGGAAAUCAGCAAAAUUCUAAUCUCUAGCAUUUCAACAACUUCAGCAACUGACUUAAAAGAAUCAAAUAAAAUUAAAAGCGAAAAUGAAAAUGUCACAUACCUAAAACAAAAUGUAAUUAUGGAAGGAAGUUUAAAUGCAGAGACUAAGGAAGGCAUAUCUAAUAUUGACAAAAAAGAAGCUGCUAAAGAAAAGAUACUACUAGAGAGUAAAAUUAAUGAUGAUAAAGAAGAUAACCCAGAUGGUAUAAGUGAUGAUAGCUUAGAAUUAAAUCAAGAAUACGAUGACGAUGUUUUCAUUACCGAAGAAGUUGUAGAGGAAACGAACGUAAAAGAUUUGGAUAACAGUAUUGAAGGAAAUAUAGGAGAAUUAAAAACAACUGAAAUAGAAGAAAACAUUGAAAAUCCAGAUUUUCGUAAAGAAGUAGUAGAAGAUACAAUGAAUACUAAUCAAGUUAUUUUGGAUGAAAAAGAAAUAAAUAAAAACGAGCAGACAUCUCUUCAAAUCAGGGACACUGAUAAAAAUGAUGCCAUAAGAAUAACUGAAAUAGAAAUUAAUAAAGAAACUACUACGGACCAAAAUAAUAAGAUUUCAGUUGACAAUGAAACUGAAGGUCAAACUAAAGAAAAAAACAAGAACGAAAUAAAAUUUAGCAGCAUUGAACAAAAAGGAGAUUUAGAGACGGAAAAAUCUUACAAUCUUGAAAAUGAGGAAAAAAUGGAAAGUACAAAUGUUGACAAAAAUCAAGAAAUGAACAAAAAUGAAAAAAGUGAAAAUAAAUGCAAUGAAGACCAAAAUUUAGAGAAUCAACCAGAAAAAGAUAUUAUUAAAAUUCUUACAGUUACUGAAAAAGAUAAUGGUAAUAAAAUAGAGGAAGAUAUAGUGAAAGUAAGCACCCAGCAGUUAUCGUCUUCAACAGAAGUAGAAAAUAAAAAUACAGGCGACAUCUUAGACAUAAAUACUGAAAAUUCAGACAAUAUACACGAAGUUAGUAAAAACAGUGAUACUAAAGUCGAAAAUGAAAUUAAAUAUACUGAAAGCGAAAUCAUAGAAAAUAACUCUGCAGAGGAUAAAACCUAUAUUAUUGAAGAAAGUAAAACAACCGAAGAAAUUGAUGAAAACGACAAACUAAAAGAAGAACAUGUAAAAGAAAUGCUUGAAAAUACCCAAGAAAAAUUGGAAGUCAAAAUACAAACUACAGACGGCACCUUCAAAAUAGAUAGCCCCAUUAUAUCUAGUGAUGCAACUAAGCCACCGGAAGUUGAGGAAAUGAGAUCUGAUUCUAAUGUAACUACUGACAAAACUAUUUCUCCAACUUUAGAAUCUAUACCUGAUGACAACAGUUCUUUGGAAAAAUCUGAUGGCCGCAUAGCUGAAGCAAUCAGUGAAAUCAAUGAAAAUAUAGAGCAAAUUAAUCGUAAAGAACAUAUUAAAGAAAUGAGUGAAACAUCUAUAGACACUAAUGAUUCAAACGAGAAGAUUAUAGAAGAUACCGACAUAAAGCAAGAAGAAGCUGCAACAGAAAAUAGGACUGAAACGAGUACCAUUAAUAAAGACAAAGAAGAUAGUGCAACUUCUAAAAACGACUCUCACAAAAGUAGUGAUACCAGUGAACUUAUUCAAAACACCGACAAUAGUUUAUUUGCAGAAGAACAUAUAGCAAGUGGAGGUAGUUCAUACAGAGAACCUCUCUCCGAAAAUAACAAAGAGCCCAAAGAUGAUAUAGUUGUAAAAGAAACUGAUUUUAAAGUUAAAAAUAUUCCUUCCAGUUCUAACACAGUUAGUACAGAAAGUGUUAAUGCAGUGGAAGAAAUUACAAGUGACAAGGAAAUAAUUGAUGAAAUAAAAGUUGGUAAUGGAGAGAAUAAUGUUAAAGAUAAAGAAGAAACGCAAGUUUCUUGCGUUGAUAAUGUAGAAUGCGUAAUUGAUAAUGUAGAAGCAAAAAUUGAGGCUGCUCAAACAAUUAACAACAAUGAAUCCAAUAAGAAUGAAAUCCUUUCAAAUGAGAACGAGAAAUUACUAAAGGCAGAAAAAAGCCAUGAACAAUGUAAUAAGGAUAUUACAGAAACUAAGUCUGCUGAAGGAACAACUGAAGUAAAGAUAGAUACAGCAACUAUAAAAGAAACUAUAUAUUUAGGAAACGAAGGGUUAUUAAAUAAUGAUAAUGAUUUUACAAAAAACUCUCAAGAUAAUAACUUAAAAUUGGAAAAUAACAAAACAACUAAUCAAAAUAUAAUUGCAGUAAUUGUGAGUGAUGAAAACAAAAGUACAAAUAAUAAAACUGAUAGUAAAGAAAAAGAAAACCUUUCUGAAAUAUCCUUAGAUGUAACAAAAAGCAGCGAAAACUCUAAUAAAGAAGCAAUAGAAACAGAAAUUGAUGUAACUAAUGAUAGAAUCAGUUUCAAUCAAGGCACAAGUACUACUGAAAUUGAAAAACAAAUAGAAGAUACAGCUGAAGAUACACUAUUAAGUACCGUCAACGAAACUGUUCAAAAUUCUACAGAUGGAGACUUACAAAAGGAGAAUAAUAAGAGCAAAAAUCAAGAUAAACCUGAAAUUGAUGGCGGUGAUAAUAACAAAAGAAAGAAAAGAGAAAUUGGCGAAACUGAGACCCAGGAUUUAUUAGAAAAUAGUAGUGUUAAUAUUAACGCAGAACAUAAUAAUCCAAGUAAAAAUGAAAAAUCUGUUACUCAAAAAACUUUAGUAAGUUCAAUGGAAACUGAAAAACUCCAACAUGAUAUAGUGGAAACGACAGAUUCCGAAGUAAAAUCAGAUAUAAAAGAUGAAGCUACCCAAGAACCUUGUGUGGCAAAAGAAAUACAAGAUUCAGAGCCAGACUUGGUAGAUAGAGUAGCUAAAAAUUACGUUACCUAUAUUAUAGAUAAUGACAGAUUAUUAACAGUUGACAAGAACUCAAUAAUAAACGAGGAAGACAUUGAUAAAGUAGAUAUUCAGGAGGAAGUAAAAAAUAUAAUCCAAGAAUCAAAUACCAAUGAAACUAUAGUACAAGACAACGUUGAUAAAGAUGUAUUGAAAGAAAAUGAUAAGAAAGAUGGUAAAUUAGACGAAAACAAAGAAAUUUCCCUAACAGAAAUUAUAACACAAAAAGGUAAUGAGUUAGAAUUACAAGAACAAACCCAGGAAAACAAUGAAUGUGAAACUAAAUCCGAAAAUAUCGUAAUUAAAAAUAAUUUAAUAAAUGAAGCAAUAAAUACAGACAAUUUAAAAAACGUUUCUCAGUUUAACAAAGAAAAGCUACAUGAAGAAAUACAGAACGUACAUGCAGAGAUAAUACAAAGUAUAGAAGAAGAUGCAUCAGAUAAAGGAGAUGUAAAUGACGAUCCUUUAAAAGUUGCAAAGAUUGAAUCAGAACCAAUUGAAGUUGAGGAGGCUAUAACUAAAACAAUAAUCCAUCCAUUACAUAAUGAAAAAAAUCUCACCAAAUCUACUGAAAAAGACGAGAUUAACAAAAACGUUGUGGAUAUUAAAACUGAUAACAACACAGAUACUGACAAGAAGAAUGAUAGUAACAAUAUAAAUUCAAACAGUGAAGAAGCUAAAACUACUAACAGUGAUACUGAAGAAGAUUCUCAUACACAAUUAAUCAACUCAACACUAGAAAUUGCAGAAUCUGGCCUUAUAGCCCAUAAAGUAAAAAAGUUUUUAAAUGAUUUUAUAGACAGGGAACAAAACAAUGUUCAACAUUUAUCCCAACCUUCAAGUGCUAAUGGAAAUUACCAAAAUGAAAAGCCCAAAAUAGCUACCGAGAUUCCGCCAGUAAAUGGAAUAAAACGGACCAUAAGUUUUGACAGUUCAAAGCUUAAAGAAGAGCUUAAGCGAGUAGAAGAAGAAUCAAAGUUAACUAAUUUCAAAAGCAGCUAUAAUCCAUAUUUGUUACGCAAAGAAAUUCAGGAUGCAGCAAAGCUUAAAACAGUUGAAGAUUCAGUCUUAAAUAGUGAUGAAAAUACAAACAAAGAUACUACAUCUCUUGAACAACUUGUACCUGCUGUUAUAACAAUUCAAUCUUCUUGGAAAAGGUUUAAAGAAAGAAAACAAAAACAAAAAACUAAAAUCAUAAAUGAACAAGGUAUACCAACUGAUAUAAUUAAAAUGAAUAAAAAUAAUGAAGCAAGGGAAACAAAUGAUGCAGUCAAAGUUUCCGAAGCGAAUACUAUUGAAAAUAUAAAAGAUAACCUGGAAAAUAAUCCAGAAAAUAAAAAUCAAAAUUGUGAUGAAACUAUCACCGUCAGUGAUCAAGUCAGUGAUGAAAAAUCGAGUACUAACAAUCAGUCUGAAGUUAAAAUUUUUGAAGAAAAUUUAAAACAAGCCAUGGAACAUACCGAUAGCAAUAUAAUACAAAAUAAUUUAAGAGAGAAAAGAAGUAUUACAGAAAAUCUAGAUUUUGGAGCAACUGUUCAAGCUGCAUUAGCUAUCCAACGAAUGUGGCGAGGAUAUAGAGUUAGAAAAACAUUAACCAAGAACAACGAAAAUAAUGAUGAUAAAGUGCAGGAGCCAAAAAAGAAAUCAAUAGAGACCCCCGAUCCUUCAGAAGAGAUACCACAGCCAAUGAGUCAAGAAUCAGAAAACAAAGACAAAACAUCAGAUCAUCCAAGCAGUAAGGAAGUCGUCACCCUUUUUAGUAAAGAUUCGUCUGAUUCGGUACAGACAGUGAUACAUCAAAUUGGAAAUACUCAAUCACCUUUACAACAUUACUAUUCAGGAGACAUGGACCAUUUAUUGGAUGAAAUACUAGAUUACCCAACAGUAAAAGAAGAGCACCUGCUCGAUGAUUAUCAAAGCAAAUUGCUAGAUAAAAUCUCAGGCAAAGAAAACGAAAAUGACGAAGAUAUUAAAACACUCGAAAAAAUCAUAUCGCCCAAACGCAUUGAAGAAAUUAGUCUCGUUGAUUUAAAACCUAAUGUGACUAUUUUGCCUAAACCCGAAAAAAGUGACUCUAGAGAUCGAAAAUUAACCAGAUCUAUUGGAUCAAAGUUGGAAGUAUUAGAAGAGGAAGAGCCAACUAGUGAAGAUGGUGUGCAUAAAGAAGAGGACUCUACAAAUAAAACUCAUAUAAACAUUGAACAAAAGCAUGAUAAUGAAAUAAAACGCAAUGAUGACCUUGAAGGUAAUUCAGAAAAUCAACCAAAACCAUACGAAGAGGAACAUGACGUAAACAAUAAGGCUAACAUAAAAGAUGACGACAAAGGAGCAACUUCGGAAAAUGCAGAUAGUAUCAUUUCUACAAUCAGUACUGAGGGUACCUCACAAAUUAGUAACAAAUAUAAAGCAGAAGAGAACAAGGAUAUGGAUCAAAAUCUCGAUAGCACUUUAACUCAAAAUUCUAUAACAAAUAAUGAAGAUCACCCUAAUGUAAUAAAUGACCUAACAAAAAAAUCAGUAAAUUCAAACGACGAUAAUAACAUAGAUGUAAACGAUAAUAAGGAAAAGCAAAAUAUCGUAAACAAUCAUGAAAAAGAAGCUUCAAUAGAAACUAAUAAAGCUAAGGGUAAUGCAGAAGACAAGAUAGAGAAUCCUAUAGAAAAUAGUGAGUCCGAUAAAGCUAUGCAUAAAGAUACAGAAAAUUUGACAGAACAAGCUGCUAAUUCCAAAGUUAAUGAUAGCAAAGAAAUUAAUAAUGAAACAACAAAAGCUGUGCGCGAUAUUAUGCAGGAAAAUAAAUCUGCUAGUAACAAAGAAAACAAAACAGAUACCAGCGUUAAUCAACAAGAAAGCGUAUAUCCCACAGGGGUUGAAAAAGCAGAGGACGAUGAUAAACAAAAACAUAUUUCACAAGGUAAUGAUAUAAUAUUAUCCGAUAACAAUGGCUCACAACAAAGUGAAACUUAUAUCGAUAAUGCAAGUAAACAAGAAGAUAUUGAAGACAAAAUUACAGAUGAUAGCAAUUCAACAACAGAAACAAAGUUAGGAAAUAGCAAUGAUGAAAAGCUGUACACAUUUUGUUCUGUUCCAACUCCUAUACCAGGUGAUGGAAAACCGUCACAUCCUGAUGUGGAAAUUCUAUCUACUAACGUUAGUCCAGUAACGUUAUCUUCUGAAUCAAAGAAUGAGUCAUCGGUCGAGGAUAACAAAAUCCUUACAAAUAUUAGAAAUCAAGCUCUGGUUAUUCCUCUUCCACUUGAGGUUCAAAAGACACUAAAAGGGAAAGACGCCGAAGGCAAAAAUACAAUAGCUGAAGAUCUACAAAACUCAACCUCCCUGGAAAAUGUGUCUUCAAUAUUGUCCAGCGCUGGAAUGAACCCCGGCGACGUACACGAAACCGUCAUUCUGCCAAUAAAUCAUCAUCAGAGCGUGGAUAUCGGAAAAAGUCAACCCGUAGCUGUUCAGUUGUGCCAGACUUCAGAUGCCGAAAACGUGACGUCGCUCCGUCCACCUUCGACGGCAGACGUCACCGACGCCUCAGACGCCGACGCAGAAGAUAGGAAUGCGCAGAAUCCGGGAAAAGUCGACUUACCAGCGAAGGCGGAAAGUAGCGGCUGCAGCGAUGUCAGUCUAUCGCAGUCAGAGAGUAUGGAAAGUGAAAAACGACGAAAAAUCGACACGUCUGGAAAAAACAUGGAAGCAGAAGCGGCUACAAAGAUCCAAGCUGGGUUUAGGGGGUACCAGGUCAGAAAGCAACUGAAAAAUAAGAACGGUUCUUCUGACAUGAACACAAGACGUCCCUCCCUUAAAUCAAAAACAUCCGGACCGCUAGAUACCAAAAACACCAAAAACCAAUCUCAGAAAUCCGCAAACAUAGAAGAACAAUCUGCAGUCAAAAUCCAAGCUGGUGUAAGAGGAUUUUUAGUAAGACGAAGACAGAAGAAGGACGAUAGCCAGCAUGCAUGAUACGAAGUAUCCUACAUCAACUAAACAUAUUCCCGAAGAAAAAUUAACUUAGGCCAUUUUGGUAGAGACAAUAAACAAAAACGUUGCUCCGCAGUUGAAAAAAACUAUAUUUUUAUUGAUAAAUGUUGUAACUGUUGUAUAUAAGAAAUAGGGUUGCGUCCCUUUUUAGGUAUUUAUGGUAGAAAUAUUUCAUGAACAAGUUCAAUGGUCUGUAAGAAAACAUUUUAGACAAUAAAUGAAGUAGAUUUUGCUCAAUGCAUCAACAAUUUUUCAAAUUUCUCAUAGAAAAGCUAAUAAAUUGAACAAUAAAAUCGAGAUCGAAAACAUGUACAUAAAAUUGAUUAAAAUUACCAUAUUUAUUACAAAAUGACGGAAAGUUAUUGUACGAAUAAUUGAAAAACAUAAAAAUAUAAAAUUUUAAUAUGUUAUAUUUGUAGCAGAUUUCGAUUUAUGUGGAUAAUACUUAGGUACCUACUAUAUCAGUUGUACGUUAGUUAAAAAUUUGUGCAUAAUAUACCUACAGAUAAUGCCAUAGACAGCAAAAAUUAAGGUGAAACAGUAGCGAUCAACAGGUAGCGAAAACGCGUUCCAAGAUUGUGGCUGUAAUUUUGAAUAUUUUUUCGGGAUAUUUGGCACACAUAUUCGUAAUAUAAUAAAGAAUGGCGGUACAGAGCCCAAUUUGAAAAAUAUAUUAAUAUGUGGAAAUUACUCUGUAAUUAAAUACAAUAUUAACAAGCUGAAAUUGCGAGCAUUAUCAUAACGAAAACUUUGUUUAUAUACCUAUUUAAAUUCAUAAUAUAGAAAAUUGCUAUUACGAAAAACUGUUUAGAAUUAAAAAUUAUGUUUUAAUGUGCAAGUACAUCAUUCUAAUUUAAAUGUUGUGAACUAUAAAGAUACUUUACUCGAAAUUCAUAUUUUUUUACAUACCUCGUAUAAAAUUAAUAAAAUUUAAUUCAUGAUGGUUGCAUCAUAAAUCUUAGACCAAGAAGAGAUUUUUAUGAAGAAUAACUUUUCUUCGUCAAAUUAAAAAUACAAGAGUUAUAAAUGAAAAUGAUGUUGGUAUCCAUAAUUUGAGAAAAUUCGUCAAAUAUUUUUUUUUAUUAGAAGGAUGUAAUUUCAUAUAUCAGAACAUACUUUUUUAUUCCAAACAACAUUUUAAAUAACAAUUUUCCAAUAUUGUAAAAUAAAUAAUACAUACAUGAUAAAGAUACUUUUUACUGAUGAACUUUACUUGGAUCUACAGACCUAGCGAGUCUCGUAAAUUGCACGGCUUUGCGCCACGCUUCACGCAACCGUAUUUGCGUACUUGUGUUUUAAGUUGUGUGCGCUGGUCGCUGGUCAAGUGGAGAAUUUACCAAAUUUAAAUAUAAUCGUUUGUACUGAUUCAUUAUUAAUAUACCUAGUAUAAUAUGUAUUAUUGCUUUCAAAAUAUACUCAAAUUGUAUUUUUAUACAUUUAUUACACAUAUUAUUAUAAUAAUUAAAUUCACUAUAAAAUGUCAUUUAUAUUUUAUUAAUAGCUAAAUAAUUUAAAAUUUAGUUUGACAUUAACGAAGUGUCAAACUCAAAUAUAAAUAAUAACAUUUGCUUUGCUUAACAAAUUCAGAUUAAAAAAGUAGCCUACUUCCUAAUCAAAGAUUUCAGCUGACGUUUAGUGCCUGAUAGGAGAUAACCGGAUUGUGACGUCACAUUUUAGAUUUUGAGGUCGAUUAUCUCGAAGACGGUUUGAGAUAUCGAAAUGCCGUUUUCAGAUUUGGAUUCAGAAGACAAAACUACAUAAGAAUCCAUCGAUACAUCUGCUCUAAGUAUUGUAGGAGCGGCGACGCAAUAACACACAGACUUUUGCAAAUUUAUAAACGAAAAGUUUUCGUUGAAAAAAAACGAGCCUGUACCGCCAUUAAUAAGAACAAAAAAAUACACUUUCUUCAAAUAAACUUUUUUAUCCGAUGCCUAGAUUUUGUGCCAUUUUGGAACUACUAAUGAAAUAAAAAAUUUUAUUAGUUCCAAAAUGACAUAAAAUCUAGGCAUCGGAUAAAAAAGUUUAUCUGAAGAAAGUAUAUUUUUUUGUUCUUCUUAAUGGCGGUACAGGCGCGUUUUUUUAAUAUUGUAUUUAAUUACAGAGUAAUUUCCACAGAUUAAUAUAUUUUUCAAAUUGGGCUCUGUACCGCCAUUCUUUAUUAUAUUACGAAUAUGUGUGACAAAUAUCUCGAAAAAUAUUCAAAAUUACAGCCGCAAUCUUGGAACGCGUUUUUGCUACCUGUUGAUCGCUACUGUUUCCUCUUAAUGAUAAAACUUUUCAUUAGUGCCUUCCUUGCAAUCAUCCGUUUUUUAUCAAUAUGUUUUAGUUUAGUUUAACAUAUCUGAAGUUAAUUAUAUCAAAGACAGAGAUCAUGAUAAUGGAUAUAGUACAUAACAGACAUUCACACAUAACCAGGAUUGACCGGUUUGAGGUUGUAAGCUCAUACUUGGAUAUAUCUGGGAUAAUUAUUGAUAAAAAACACAAGGUCACUACAAGAAGAAAUAAAACGUAGAUGGUCAAUCAAAUAAACCGUAGGAAAAAUGGUCAAAAUAUGGAAGAACUCUCAAAUUUCACGAGCUCUAAAAAUUUUGGUUGAUCAACUGCUUAAUAUGAUGACCAAUACUGACAUCAAGAUGUGAAUCUUGGACCCGAAAACAAGUGGAAGUAAGAAAUAUGUCCAAUGAAAUGUUCUGUAGGAGAAGAAUGUUGCGAAUUUCUUGAACCGAUCAUAGGACAAACAGUUCAAUUUUAAAUUAUUUAAAGGACAGCUCUCCAGCAAAGUCUAUAUCUAAUAGUUAAAAUGCUUUGGACAUGUUGUGAGAGUAGACACAGAAAACAUAGAAAGACUUAUUAUCCAAGGAAAAGUAGAAGGCUGAAGAUCACGAAGAAGAUCCCAAUAAGAUGGAUCGACCAAAUUAUGCAAAAGAGACAUAAAUCUUUAAGAAAACUACACUACCUUCGGGAGUUCAGGACUGAAAAGAGAAGUUUUAAAUUAUAUUGUUGGCUUCAGAUUGUAUGUAUAUUCGUUGGUCGUCCUACUUAAUUAAAUAAAUUCCAAAAUCUCUUUCCCAGUGGGAUACAAACCCAGACCUUCCUGCAGUCAAGAAUGAACUGUGCCCACUAAACCAUUGAGGCUUACGCCAAUAUUUUUGACCCACCAGAUGUCGCGACAUGACAUAUUUAAUACUAUUACUUUUUUCAAAUAAGAACUUUAUUGACUUCAUCAGAUGUAUAGAGCACAUUACGUUGAAACUGGGUUGUGUGGUGAAAGGCAAUUAAUGCUAAAUAUACCUAUAAUAUAGAAGAAAAAUAAAAAAAGCUGUCUAUAAGGUAAUUUAACCUGAUAUUUAUAAUAAGCAUGGUUUACAUCUAUUUAUAAUAGGUACUUAUAAGUACUACAUACCUAUACAGUAAGCGCCAUGCUAGUAGACACCUGUGUACCUUAUUUCUAGGCUCGGGCUAAACCGGCCCGUUCUCACCUAUGACUUUCAUGUCUGUCAUGUCAUUUGACUGUCAUGAAGCUAUUCAAAAUAAUUGUUCUUUCAUACAAAAAAUACAUUAAUUAAUAAUAUCUGUUGUUACCCGGAUUAAAAAAAAUGUAUUCAAAUACCAACAAUAUGACAAUACUUUAUAACUUUUACAACUUUAACAGAAUGACAACUAUAAACUUAACUAUAAAUAAAAUACAACUGUUCUAUAAACUGUCAUCUUUCUCUGUUUAUAUUGGUUUAUAUACAUUUUCUGACGUUCUAGACGUCCUAGACCUAAAAGUAAACAGCUCAACAAGUGAAUGGUCCAGGACUGUAUUAGCUCAAGGUACCCGUGUGUCUAGUAGCGCGGCGAUUACUGUAUUAUUUAUUAUGCACUUUAAUCCUUUUUAAUAGCUGAAUAAAUUUAAUUGUUUGGAAAAUAUAUACAUACAUUUGUAAUAAAUUUAUGUUAAAAUAGAAUUGAGAGUAGAUUUGUCAAAAUAUUUUUAAAUGGCCUAAUUCCUUGUAUUUCUGGCGUUUUAAUGGGCGUUAAAAUAUUGGUUUUAUGCGAAAAAGAUCUUGAUUAUAUAAAUUUUAUGAAUAAUUAAAUAUUGGUUAUAUAGAAUAGAGCUCAUUCAAACUGAAGCGGGUUACAUUUUUUUAAUGUGAAACAUCACUCUAUAUUCUGAAGCUAUGUCUUUGUGGCAUCUUAUGCAACUUACUAUUCUAUUGGGAAAUACACAAUAUAAGUUAUAAAUGAAAUUAAUUGACGUUUUGACUUCCACUUCGGAAAUCGUUAUCGAAAUACCAAAUAUUUUGUUAUCAAUCAUUCAUAUUUUGUAUUUCGAUAACGAUUUCCGAAGUGGAAGUCAAAAUGUCGAUAAAUUUCAUUUCCAAUUUAAAUUGUGGCUUAUUUUCCAAUAAAAUAAUCAAUUACUCUAUAUAAUAUGAAAAUUCUUGUUCUGUAAUAUAUACCUAUAAAAUAAAUAUAAAUAUAAUAAAUUUAAAGUUUCAAUAAAAGUUUUAUUUUGGGUAAUUCCAUUUCAAAUCACUCAAUUUUGGAGCAAAAAAAAUUUUGGACCUCCGAUUUGUCUGAAAAUUGGUAUAUAGCUUCUGCGGGACGUACAAAAAAGAUAUUUAAGGUCAAAAAAUCUUCUUCUUUUUUUCUCAAAAUGUUAUUUUAUGCGAUUUUACAGUGAUUUGGUGUUUAUUUAUACAAAUUUGCAUUUUCUAUCGUAAAGUAUCAAUUAAAAACAUUAUCUUUUAAUAGAAAGGACUCAAAAAUGUCAUUAUAUGGCAUUAUAACAAGUUACUUUGAUUCAAAACAAGCUUUUGAUCAAAUUUUAUAGUGUAGAAAACGUCAAAAUACCGUUUUUUACAUUUUUCUCCAUUCCCAAAAUACAUCAUAAUCGAUUUGGCUGAAAAUUUGCCCACAGAUAGACAAAACAUAGGACUUUAAGUGGUGAGAAGGAUUUGAAUUAUAUUACAAUACCAAAAAAGUUACAUGCAAUAGUAUAGUCAAAAAUAAAGGCGUCUACUGUAAGUAAAAUUAACUCGAAAAUAUCGACCUCACGACAAAAAUUGUUAAAAAGAAAUUGUAAUAAUUGUAAAUACGAUUUAUUUGGAACAAUUUCAGUUCCUACCAUUUUUGUCGAAAAGUUAAAAAUGGCGGAGAUAUUGAGCCAAACAGGUUCUCCUUUAAAAUCAAGAUGGCGGCUAACGUAACGGAGGAAUUCAUUCGUGAUUUUAAAUUUAGGCUACUAUUGACUCCCUUAAAGAUCAUAAAAAUAAAAUUUUGGGCAGCUCGGCAUUCAAGGUCAAAUGCUAUCCCGACUGGACUAAUAUAUACUUUUGAGUCUGAUAUUACUGCAUGUAACUUUUUUGGUAUUGUAAUAUAAUUCAAAUCCUUCUAACCACUUAAAGUUCUAUCUUUUGGAUAUCUGUGGGCAAAUUUUCAGCCAAAUCGAUGAUGAUGUAUUUUGGGAAUGGAGGAAAAUGUAAAAAACGGUAUUUUAACGUUUUUUAGACUAUAAAAUUUGAUCAAAAACUUGUUUUGAUUCAAAAUAACUUGUUAUAAUGCCAUAUAAUGACAUUUUUGAGUCCUUUCUAUUAAAAUAUUAUGUAUUAUUUUAAUAUUACUUUUGAUUUUAUUGAAGUAAAACUUUCGCUUGUUGUAAGCACAUGCCGCCACUGCGUCCGUAUCUCUUUGUUUUGCUCUAAUUCGGUACUAAGUGUCGGAUUUGUUUUAGUUCAUUCAGAGAAAGUCAUAUAUUCCCUCUCUGAUGAUAUCUAACUAGCUUGAAACCCGUUAGGGUGUUUAUGGAAUUUAAAUAUAAGACGUCUCUAGAUUUCGUUUUACAGCAAAAUUAUUAGUUACUUCUAACAAAGUAUGUCGGACCAAGAUUUUGCUGGAAUUUUUGCCACGCUGAGCAGGCUGGAAGUAAGAUGCAAUUCAUAGAUAUCUCCUAGCCUUCUUUGUCUUGUCAUUUUCAUGAUUUGCAAAUUAUAGAAACGGCGAAGGCGUUACCAGAAAAUUGAUCUCAAUAAAAGUUUUAUUUUAAUCUGAUUUUAAUAUUACUUUUGACUUUAUUGAAAUAAACUUUUCGCUUCUUAAUUUAAUUGUUUAAAUUUUGCUUUAACGUUAAAUUUUAAAUAAUAAAACACAAACAAGACUAGACAAUUUUGUAAAAACAGCUAGAUUCGUUCGUGAUGUAAAAAUACCUAGGAAUAACAUUAACAGAAGCUACAGAACAUAAUUUUUUAUUCAUAAAAACAAAAAAAAAAACAUGUUACUUUAUUAUCUUCAAAUAUUUUUGUACACAGGUUCAGUUUGAGUGACCAAGUAGCAAUAAUUUUUACCUUUUUCACAAAAAUAUAGCCCGUGAUACUUUAGCCGUAGAUAGGUUGUAAUGUAUUGUAAAGUAUUAUCAGAUUUUAGGGUAGUUACACAAAUUGUACUUUUUGUAGUAAAAAAUAUUUUAUAUUAUAGAAUUUUCACGAAAAUAUAGAAUUACGGAUUGUAUUGGUAGCUCUAAAUUAUUUUAAAUUGUUAACAAGAGCCCAGUGUGUUAGUAUGAGAAUGAAAUAGUAUUUGGAACUCAAUUUUUUAUAAAAGAAUGCUUAUUUAGAUAAUUUUAGAUUGAACAGUUUGUUGAAGGUUUUAGAAUGGUAUUAAUAUUCUGAAUUUUUAAAAUUUAGGACACAAAUAUAACUGGAAAAAAUA
Messenger RNA from Diabrotica virgifera virgifera (western corn rootworm), 14794 nucleotides. RefSeq names its product protein PFC0760c. The record is from RefSeq and is a predicted model, not a curated record. The transcript has 7 exons. NCBI's taxonomy places the organism in Eukaryota, Metazoa, Arthropoda, Insecta, Coleoptera, Chrysomelidae. Bases 17 to 8083 code for a protein of 2688 amino acids. Gene Ontology annotation, molecular function: protein binding.